UUAAAUAAAAUAACCGGGAAGUAAUUGCCCCUAUCUCUACCCCAAAGGAAUCAGACUAACGCCUUAGUUAGCAUUUGAUUGCCGGGUUGUAUUGUGUAGAGCAUUGUGUAGUACUAUGGGGAGUAAAAAGGGCACAUCACGUAUUAUAACAUAUAGGUAUACGGAAUGAAUAGGAACAGAAUGAAGUGAAAGAGAUAAGGGUACGUGGUGGGAGUCAGUCGAGUGUCUUGUGGCCACUCAGAGUCAGUUGCUCUUAUGCUCGCCAGCCUUAAACAACCACCUACACUACGCUUUUCAAAACAUUUAUCAUUAUUAUUAUAUUAUUUAUUUAAUUACCGAUCGGCAAUUAAACCUGUCAUGGUUUCUCACUUUCCGAGUGUUUAAGUAAUUAUUUAAUAACUUUAAUUGUAUGAAAUGAAUAUGUUAACAAUUUAAUAAUUGUUACAGAUGUGAUUAACAUGGUAGUUAAAAAAAUAAACAAGUGGGUAGAUAGGCGGACGAUGGAACUUAAAAUUAAUUACAAAUAUUAAUAAUAAUAAUAGUUGAUAAAUUGUUUUGAACAAUUAAUGACGUACCGAUUUAAAAAUAAAUUAUAUAUUACUGUAUUAUGUUGUUGAUUAAACGAAUAUGCUCGUUAGUGGUGCUGGUAUUGGCGGUAAAUAUUGCGAGAGCUUUAUUGCCAGAUGAUUUUGAGGAGCAACAAUUUACGGGUGAUAAUUUACAACAAGAUUGUGCAUCGAGAUGCCCCGACCUAGAUUUCAAUCAGAACCGCACAGAUGACAUAUCAGAAGUUGGAUGCGGCGUAAGAUGCAAAAUAGAUCAGUGUGAAAAAGGAUGCGCAGCAUGGGAACAGGCCUUAGAAACAAGUUGCCAAUCAACAUGUAACGGUACACAAGAAUUACUACCGCCGAAAGAACUCUACUGUGUACUAGGAUGCCACGACGCGUUGAAUCGAUACUUUCAACAGCUAAAAGCGGAAAUAGGUGUUCCACCGGCGCCGGCUCUUGUCGCGGAUUCGCUGACAGCCACAUCUCUGAGGCUCGAGUGGAAAGGGGUUGACAUUAAGAGGCGAGCCGCGGGAAUUUCUUAUUUGGUCCAAUGGAGGUACGAAGAGCUCGCGGAAACUUGGCAGUACUGUCGUAAUCAGUCUUGGGGAGAAGAUGAUCAAAUUCUGGUGGAUAAUCUCCAGCCGUAUACCAAAUACAGGUUUCGGGUGGCCUUGCUGCUGAAGUCGUCCCAACACAAUCCCGAGCCGAUAGUGUCAGCCCCUUCGGUAGUUAUACUGACAUUAGCUGCGGGUAGCCCCUCAUCAGUACCGGUAAUUGUAAGAGCAGCGGCCGUCGAUAGUUACAGGGUCUCUGUAUCUUGGGAACCAGGACCUUUUCCCAACGGUCCAUUAUUGUCCUAUGUUUUACAGUUGCAAGGAGAUGAUUUCUUCUUGCUUAACAAGGACAUACCAGCGUCUGAGAACACAGACCACUAUAUGUUCCAAAAUUUGAAGCCGAAUCAAAAUUACUCCGUAAGUGUAUCAAUGAGGAAUGCAGUCGGGGAUGGACCUCCAGCGGUUACAUACAUAACGACACCUCCCGAGCCAGCUGUAAAAGACACACAACAACCAAUACUAAUCUUAGGCGGUGAGCAUGUGGUGAUGAAACAAGGCGCAGACAUGUUGGAUGAGCCAAGCAUAAUUUACCGAGCAAACGGUCGCAUCCGCGGAGUAGCAAUUCACGUUUCUUCGGCCCAAUUAUUCGUGUCCGAUUCAAUGGGGUAUAUUUACAGGACUACAAUACUGAAAGAAACCGAGCCAAUUGUUGUAUUGCGACCGGACCAAGCGAACUUCAAGCCUUUAAGCUUGUCAGUAGAUUGGCUCAACUCCCAUUUGUACAUUUUGGGCGAAGUGAAUCACGCGACGACGGUCUGGCAAAUAGCAAGAUGCAAUUUGGACGGUAAAGGAUUGACUGUAGCAAUGGCUGGGUUCAUGACCCGACCGACGCACAUCGAAGUGGAUCCUUACAAUGGCUACUUAUUUUGGGUCACUCGGGGUGGAUUGUUUCGCUUGGAUUUGGCAGACAUCAGUAAUGGGAUAAAACACGAAGUUCAGCCUUAUCUGAUCUUAGAAGACACACAUUUGGGCGCUUUUACAGUCGAUCAUACUAAUUUCAGACUACUGGUACCAGAUCACACUCAAAAUACGGUGAUAAGCGUCUCUUUAGACGGCCGAGAAGUUUUGAACCUAAGAGCCAACACUCAGCAGCCGAAGUUCACGAAUGUAGUGUCCUUGGCGAUGGCCAAUGGUCUGUUCUACUGGACAAAUGGCGUGGAAGUAUUGACGGAAGGGUAUCACUCCGGGCAGAAUCGGUAUUUUCAUAACGCGUAUCCUGAUAGGUCAGACGGUUCCUUUGUAAGCGUGAAUGUCUUUAUGGACGCAAGCCAACCAGUUCCGGUGCCAGUGAACCCUCCAACAGGGGUUCAAGCAGUUCUAGGAGCAGAAAGAGCUAAAGUAUCCUGGCAAGCUCCCCAUCUACUUGGGGGUCAAGGAAAAGGCGCUUGGCAAAACUGGUCCUAUGAACUGGAGAUCAAAGACGAGUCUACUGGCCACACUGUUCAGCAACGGAACAUUACUGGCUCCUCGCAUACUGUUUACAAUUUGCGUGAAAAGUCAGAGUAUACUAUUAAAGCAGCGGCUUAUACACACGCAGGCCGCGGACCUUGGUCGAGCGAGUUUCGCGGAAAAACUUUGCGAGAAAACUCACAUGCUUCUAUUCUCUGGUCUGCGAAUGAAGGAUUACUGAAGAGUGAUGUUACUGGGGAAAAUGUCAAUACUUUGAUCUACAAAGAUAUGCUGAAGGACAACGACAAUGACUACCAUAUUAUUGAUGCGAGUUGGUAUGAAGAUACUCUGUACUUUGUAGGGAAUAACUCCGCGUUGUAUCGCUACAAUAUUACGAGUCACCAGAAAACAAAGUUGAACAUCAAUUCCGUUGGAACUGUAGCCGUUGAUUGGUUUGCAAAAAAGCUGUACUGGGCGAAUCCGAAGCAGCAGAUCAUAACUCGCGCGAAUUUGAACGGAACUCAGCAGGAACCGAUGUCGAUACUCGCGAUAGUCAAGGAACUGAUCAUUGAUUCUCAAGAGGCGUAUUUAUACUGGUCUACUGGUCACGCUGUUGAAGUAGCGCGUCUUAAUGGCCUAGACCGACGUUACUAUCAUUCAGAUGAAAUUUUCAAUGGAAAACAGGUUAUGGGUUUAACGAUAGACACUGAAAACCGGUAUGUCUAUUGGAUAGUUCGAAGCUACGAAAGUGGAUCGAUUGUGUAUCGAGCGCCUACUUCGGAAAGAGUACCAAUGAGUCAAAGAUUGAUACCGGAAAAAGUUUCGUCAUUGCAGUACCCAAAUAUCCAAGGACCCCUUUGUUAUUUUUCCGAGCACCUGUUAUGGCUACAAGACGAUCGAAAUGCAGUUAUUGGCGACUUGACUGGCCAAAACACUGCAAUGAUCAAUGGGAUUAGUUUGAUUGGCCUGCAUAUGGUAGCAAUAAUGGAUCCUGCUCUGCAUCAAUACCCUCCGGGCUUGACAGCUGACAAUAUCACGGUGAUACCUCGCGCAGUUUCGCUAAACAGCAUUAGAGUGAUAGGUACUUGGGGUAAUUUCAAUGUUUCCUGGGAUCCAGUGACUAAUAUCAACCAUGGAACUGUUUUCUAUGAAGUUAAGUUCGCGAAUUACAUAAACGCUAACGCUAAUCCCGAAAUAACGACGGAUACUACGAUGUUGUAUAACAAUUCCGAGCAAAUCUUGCCGUAUUCGUUGUUAGAGGUUACUAUCAAGGCUUUUACUUACUGGGGAGCUGCGAUGCACACCCGAAAAGUUCUGAGAUCGCCUCAGAGCGAACCCACACAGCCUACAAACGUUCGUGGGUUUGUUGAGUUCAACAGAGCACCAAUCAAUACUGAUGCGAAUGAACAUCAUCAUGAUAAUGUUGAUAUUACAAUAACAUUCCGUUGGGAUCCACCGGAAUAUCCAAACGGAAUCAUAAAAGGUUACAAUUUACACUGCUGGUUUUUGAACAAUAGCAAAAAUGUCGACGUGUUCAAUGGCCUGGAAGUACAGCACGAUAAAUGGGAGUACGUUGUGAAUAACCUCAGGGCAAAUACAACAUACUACUUUGAAGUACAAGCUUUCACGGAAGUCGGAGCAGGCUCGUUUGCUGACAUGAUUAAUAUUUCGACAGAGAACGAAGAUCCGGUGCCUCAAUUGAUCGUUGCAUCGGUUGACGCUCUUAAAUUGGUGGAUCUUGAUUUGAAGAGUGAAGUUAUUUUGACGAGACACGUCGCCAUUGAAAUGCGUUACGUCACGCUCGAUGAUAAGCUUUAUUGGAUCAACGAAAUGCAGGAAAUAGUGAUGGCCAAUUUUAACGGUACCAAUACGACGAAAAUAUUGUCGCUCAACAACACUGCUACUUCAAUGUGCGUCGACUGGAUAUCAAGAAACCUGUAUUGGUCUGAAUAUCAACGCAAGUCUGGGGUCAGCAGUAUCUUGAAACUGGACUUGACCGCUUGGGAGUCCUCUGGAACGUUGAUUUACGAAAAAAUAGUAACAAACAGCAGAAAUAUCAUCAAUUUGGAAGUAUCACCUUUGACUGGUGACUUGUUCUGGAUUGAAUUAACUGCAGGAAAGCAUGGAAGUAUUGUGCAAUCAGACCUGUACGGUUCUCACAUCAGGCCUUUCUUCAACCACGAUGACACUGAUUGCUCGUGUCCAUACCGACCGUUGAUAAAGCCUUCAAUGACCAUAGACAGCACGGAUCCUCACAACCCGGUGAUGUACUGGACGUCGAUGGAGGAGCAUUUGAACAUUGCGGGUAUCAAUGGCUGUGUUUGCAGCAACGUGAUAAGCUCAGGAUUCAAUCGUGGACUACCUCCAAUUUCUUUAACAGCGGACAAGAUCAAUGUUUAUUGGCUGGACGCUGCUGGGAGUGGAAUUCACUACGUUAACAAAAAUUACCCCUACGAGCAGGACAUCAAGCGAAUUUACUUCGACAAUAUCAGAACCAUCAAAGCAAUUGGAAAAUCACUGCAGUCCUAUCCAAAUUCCGACUGCUUGAUUCCGUACCAAAUGUCUUACACCGUCGAAGAAUUGGUUAAGAAGUCUAACAGCAUCACGGUAAAGUUACCAAACCCAGAAACCCAUCUAGGCUGCGAGAAAUACAAUCUACCGGGAACUCUGUUCACAAUUCAGGUUUCAAGAUGCCACGAUUCAACAACCUGCGAUACAAACGACAUCUUGGAGUUCAAGACCUACAAAAAAGAGUUUGAGAUUGUAAACUUACAGCCGUUUACAAUGUACCAGUUUAAAUUGGCGCUGAGUAAUUACUACAGCGAUAUUAUCAAAGUAAAACGCGAGUUUGGGAAUCCUAUUGUCUUGAGAACUGCUGCUGGCGCUCCCUCAGCGCCUCAGAACGUCACGGUGAAGUCUUGUACGCCAACUUUAGCCGCAGUUUACUGGCUAGCUCCGCGGAUUUUGAACGCAGCCGCAGUAAGAUACGAAAUUCAUUGGCGAACUCUUAGAUUGGUUAACGGAGAGCGUCCAAAAGGGGAAAAGUUGAUUAAAAAUCUCGGCAAAGCUGCUGAUGGGAGGUUCAUGGAGCUUUUGAAGCCGCUGCUUCCUGGGCAGGAUUAUUUGGUCUACAUCCGAGCUUACCCGGCGGAUUCUAACGAUACUUAUGGGGAAAGCGAGGGUCAUAUUGUCAGCAUGUAUCCAGAACCUAAUAAUCUGACUAAUAUCGCGAGUAGCGUCAACACCCUGAAUGUAACUUGGGUACCGAUGGUCAAUGUAACCGUUAAUCACACCCUAGAGUUCACUACCGUCGGCUUGGAGAAAUGGCAAGUUGCUGAUAGUUUUGUCGUCGGUAAAGACAACAAAACUGAAUACCGCAUCCGCGGAUUAAUGCCAAGAACGCUCUACAAAUUCAGGUUGAUUCUCCGGUAUCCAAACUACCAUGACGAUUUCUUGUGGCCUUCAGAUGCGAGAUUCACCUUCCAAACCUCUGGAGAUGUCCCUAGUCCUCCUGGAAGACCUAGCGUCACUAAACUCAGGAAUUCCGUGUAUCAGUUGAACUGGGAACCGGCUCGGGCUCACGGCUCUCAGGUCAAGAUGUACCGAUUGGAGGGUAAAAUCAUCGAAAACGAUCUCGAAGGCUUAAAAGCUACUCAAGAUAAUGAAGGAUGGAAGCUUUAUUACACCGGUACGGACAAUUACUGGAUAAUCGUUGGGGAAAUGAAUCAAAAGUACAAGUUUCGUGUUCAAGCUACUAAUGCUUACGGGUCUGGCGGGUGGAGCGAGACAAGCGGAAUUAUCGACCUUACUGAUACUAUCGGGACUACUUUGGCGAGCCAACAGCAUUUAGGAUUAAUUUUGGGAUUGAGUGUGCCUUUUGUUAUUAUUGUAUUAAUUUGUUUCUGCUACUUCCUUUGCUUGUACAAUAGACGGCGCAAAGAAGUCAAAAAGUCAAUUUUACCGCCGGUGAUGUCAGAUGUCGAAUUGGCGACACUCAGGGAAAUACCGAGGGGUAAUUUUGUCCAGGCAAACGCGCUUUAUGUAUCAUCUUUGCAGAAUGACAACGAAGAACUGAUGCUUAUGAAAAUAAGCAAGCAUCAGGUGGAAAAAGACAAGUUUCUUGGAAGAGGCGCUUUUGGAGAAGUCUUCCAAGGAAACGCUAAAGAUUUGGACGGUCCGGGAGUUAUAACGCCCGUAGCAAUAAAAACUUUGCGCAAAGGCGCUACAGCCCAUGAAAAGACUGAAUUUUUACAAGAAGCUCAACUGAUGAGUCAAUUUAAACACAAAAACGUUCUAAGAUUGCUGGGAGUUUGUCUUGAACAGGAUUCGCCGUGGCUGAUCCUGGAAUUGAUGGAGGCGGGAGAUUUAUUGAGUUAUUUAAGAUCUAGUCGUCCGUUACCUCCGACAGAUCAUCGCGCGUUGAGAUUACAGGACUUGCUGGCAAUGUGUGAAGAUGUUGCUCGUGGUUGUCAUUAUUUAGAGAGCUUGCACUUUGUUCAUCGAGACUUGGCUUGUCGAAAUUGUCUUGUUUCCGCGAAAAAUCGCGAAAAUCGGGUGGUUAAAAUUGGAGACUUUGGUCUUGCAAGGGAUAUUUAUAAAAAUGAUUACUACCGUAAGGAAGGCGAAGGACUGCUCCCAGUCCGUUGGAUGCCGCCAGAAGCUCUAUUAGACGGCGUUUUCUCGACGCGAAGCGACGUCUGGGCUUUCGGAGUCCUGAUGUGGGAAAUAACCUCCCUCGGACAACAGCCAUACCCCGCCAGGACGAACGGUGAAGUAUUGCAGUACGUGACCCAAGCCGGGGGAAGACUGCCAAAACCAAUAAAUUGCCCCCCAGCGCUCUAUCAAUUAAUGUCUCGCUGUUGGAGUCAUCUGGACAGCAGACCAUGCUUCAAAACUUGCCUCGAGGAAAUAACGCUCUUGAAAAACAACACCGAUGACGCGACGUUAAUCCCCGUGCAUGCGGGUCACUAUUUAGCGCGGCGAGGCGUCUCUAACAUGGCUUACUUUGCUGACGAGAAUCAAAUUCAUUAUUCAGGCAAUUCAUGGAAAUCAAGUAGUUCAGAAGGAAGCCGUGAUAUGCAGCCGUUCCUGCAAGACACGAGCAGCACAACAGUAACAACAAUCCGUCUUUCGGACGUAGAGUUACCUAAAUACCUCGAAUUGCUGGCGGAGAGUUCCGGCGUGAUAAUAAAGCCCCAGACCGACGAGUACGAGGUCCCGCGGUCGAUACAAAUCGUACCAAGUCUCGCUGAUAAGAAAAUCGGACAACCGGACUUGGCUACAAAGCCCAGCGAGCUUCCUCGGCGCGAGAUAACCCCGGAGGACCGCGAGCACUUGGAUAAUAUACUGUCACAAAUUGGGACACUGAACGCCACCGAGAGGAGCAAAACGCUGGACAACUUGAGAUUGAAAAAUAACGCAAAAGUUAUAAAUGCAUUUAAAAAUGGUCUUAGAGCCUCUUUGAACGAGCGAUCUUCAAGACAAUUGUCUAGUAAUAUUAAUAAUAAAAAUAAUGAUGGAAGCUCAAAGAUUAGUUUAGAUGAUAGAAAUUGUAGCUCACUCGGUUCAUCUAUAAGUUCACUGCGCGGAUCAUUGCCAUCAACCCGGCCGAGCUCUUCGGUCCUUGGCUCUCAACACAAUCUUCCAUUGAAAAAUAUCAAUCAUAGUAAUAAUUAUAAUUACAGUAAUAACAACAAUAAUAAUAAUAAUAACUCAUUAGAUAGCAAUCAUAGUUCGACAUCGUCUUCCACGUCAAUAACAACGACGUCGAUCGCCCCGAAGGAUAAUAAUAAUAUUAUAAUUAAUGAAACUAAUAUUAUUGGCAAUGGCACUUUAAGGGUGCACAAAAAUCACGCGAAUUUAGAAGGUAGUAGAGCAAAUAUACCUCUUGUUAUGAACAAUGUCUUGUUAAAUUUAUUGCGACAACCGCCUCAAGUUAUUGACGAAAGUACUAAUAAUAUUGUUACGUAUACAAAUGUAAAUACUGAUUCAACUAGGGUUAGUUAAGCUUUUUAUUUAAUAAUUAAUAUAUCAGGGAUCUGAUACCAGUGCCUUUUUAUAAAUUAUUUAUAUUUAAUAAUUAUGACAAAUUUUAUAUAAAUUUAUUAUAUAUUGAUGCACAGAUUAAAAUCACUUCCAAGCGUGCCAGUUUAUUUUUUUUUUUUAA
Cotesia glomerata is the source of this 8717-nucleotide messenger RNA. RefSeq names its product proto-oncogene tyrosine-protein kinase ROS (gene sev). Gene Ontology annotation, molecular function: transmembrane receptor protein tyrosine kinase activity; ATP binding; protein binding. The record is from RefSeq and is a predicted model, not a curated record. The transcript has 13 exons. Bases 608 to 8557 code for a protein of 2649 amino acids. Gene Ontology annotation, cellular component: signaling receptor complex; membrane. Lineage: Eukaryota; Metazoa; Arthropoda; Insecta; Hymenoptera; Braconidae. Gene Ontology annotation, biological process: cell surface receptor protein tyrosine kinase signaling pathway; multicellular organism development; positive regulation of kinase activity.